This is a messenger RNA of Colletotrichum graminicola M1.001, 1098 nucleotides long. RefSeq names its product phosphoglycerate mutase. NCBI's taxonomy places the organism in Eukaryota, Fungi, Ascomycota, Sordariomycetes, Glomerellales, Glomerellaceae. Gene Ontology annotation, cellular component: cytoplasm. The record is from RefSeq and is a predicted model, not a curated record. The transcript has 3 exons. The coding region runs from base 1 to 1098 and encodes 365 amino acids. Gene Ontology annotation, molecular function: phosphatase activity.
AUGAAGGGUCUCAUGCUUUCCGCCGUCCUCGCUUUUGCGCCCACUGCGCUCGCCGCCUGGCCGCAGGCCGAGGGAAAGAAUAUCAAGUUCACCUCUGUUCCUGGCUACUUCUUGCAGGACGACGCCAGCACUAACCCGACCGGCUUCGACUAUGCGACGGUCAACUUCGGUCUGCUCAACAGGACGUACCCGACCGACAAGCACUUCGACCCCGAGGGUGUCAAGACCCAAUGGGAGCGUUUCGACCACUGGGUUCGGUACCUGAACUCGGGCUGCGGCAAGAGCGACAGCGUCCAGUACAAGUUGCUGUUCAUGGGCCGCCACGGUGAGGGCUGGCACAACGCCGCCGAGUCCUUCUACGGAACCCCAGCCUGGAACUGCUAUUGGGCCGAGCAAGACGGCAACGGCACCGCGCGCUGGGCCGACCCGCUCCUGACGCCGGCCGGCGAGGCCGAGGCUUACAAGGCCAACGCCUACUUCAAGGACCGCUAUGCGACCCAGAAGAUGCCCUACUUCGAGUCGUACUACACCAGUCCCCUGAUCCGCUGCGGCUACACCGCCAACAUCACCUUUGGCGACAUCGGGGUGCCCGCCGACAAGCCCUUGAAGCCCAUCGUCAAGGAGGGCUUCCGCGAGGGCAUCACGGUGCACACGUGCAACCGGCGCUCCGACAAGACGUACAUCGCCGAGACGUUCCCCUCGUUCGAGUUCGAGGCCGGCUUCACCGAGCACGACGAGCUCUGGCGCCGCAACGAGAGCGAGACGGAGGAAGCGCACGCGGCCCGGUCCAAGGCGGUCCUCGACGACGUCUUCCGCACCGACGACAAGACGUGGCUCAGCAUCACGGCCCACUCGGGCCAGAUCACCAAGCUCCUCGCGUCGCUGAACCACCGCGCCUUCCGCCUGUCGACGGGCCAGAUCAUCCCCGUCCUCGUCAAGGCCGAGAUCAUCGAGCCGCAGCCGGACCCGACCUUUGAGGCGUACGAGCCGUACUCGACCUGCGACGCCCCGCCGAUUGCGAGUAUCGCGGGCCUGGGCUGUAUCUGCGCGACGGCCACGUCGGCUCUGCUCCCAGCGGCGACGCAUAUUGCGGCGUAA